Molecule: messenger RNA, 984 nt
Organism: Rotaria sp. Silwood1
Lineage: Eukaryota; Metazoa; Rotifera; Eurotatoria; Philodinida; Philodinidae
Source: the annotation of a GenBank genome assembly
AUGUAUAGUAAAAUUGAAGAUUUAUCUAUUGAACUUUGGUUAGAAAUAUUUACUUAUUUAAAAAUUCGUCAUCAAUUUAAUGCUUUUUUUAAUUUAAAUAAAAGAUUUAAUCAAAUUCUAUUAUCUUAUCAAAAUCAUUUCACUUUGAAAAAUAAUAAUGAAGAUACUCAAUAUUUAUUAAAAUAUGUUAUACCAUAUUUAACACAUCGUAACAAUGUUAGUGGUUUACGAUUAGAAAAAACAAAUAAAAUUGAUCUUAUUUAUAAUACCAAAUUAUUAUAUUUUCCUUGUCUUACUACACUUUUUAUUCAUCGUUUACAUAUUACAAAUGAUUUUCUUAAUUUAUUUCAACAAAAUUCUAUUCAUCUUCGAUAUUUAAAUAUAAGUUCAAUUGUAUCUGGUAAUAAAAUAUUGUUAUAUCAAUUACUUGAAAAAAUUCUAUUACUAUCAAAUUUACAAAUAUGUCAUCUACGUUUAGGAAUAAGUAUGUCUUCAAAUCAAUUACAAAUUUCAUCAAAAAGUUCAAUUAAAAAUUUAAAAUUAAUUGGAACAUAUGAAAAUUUAUUUAUCGAUAGACUUACUAAUUUAUUACAAUAUUUACCAUAUUUACAAUCUUUACAUAUAAUAACUAAUCAAAUAAAUUUUUCGUCAACAAAAAAUAUAUGUUGUCUAGUUCCAAUAUCUAAUUUUACAUUAAAUAUUAGUGAAUUUAAUAUUUCUUUUGUACAAUUAACAAAUUUUAUAUUAUGUGUAACACCAAAUGUACAAGAAUUUAAAAUAAUAUGUCGUAAUUCGAUUCAAAAUAUAAACUAUUUAAAUUAUCAAGAAUGGAAGAUAUUUAUUCAAUCAUUAUCAUAUUUGAAAAAAUUAACUCUUGAUAUUCAUCGUAGUAAUAAUAUUGAUGAACAAAUAUGGAAUAAGAAAUGUGAAAUUUUAAAUAAUUUAAUGAUUAAAAAUCAUAUUAUUUUACAUAUUGGCAAAUAA